Molecule: messenger RNA, 504 nt
Organism: Nezara viridula (southern green stink bug)
Lineage: Eukaryota; Metazoa; Arthropoda; Insecta; Hemiptera; Pentatomidae
Source: the annotation of a GenBank genome assembly
AUGAAAUUGCACGUCAAUUACGCUCUUCUCCGUGGAGUACCAGCUACCGGAAGCCAGACCAACAGACCCUUCUGCCGCAAUUGUGGCCGAGAAACUGCUCCGCCUUCCUCACAGGCCAUCCUGACUCGACUUUGGCCGAGAAGCUGCGGAAGAAGCGGUACUCUUUCGGCGAGUCCCCCAUCUCGGGGCCAGGACACGGCCACUACUGGAGUCUACUCCAGUCUCCCUCCGCCUCCUUCGGAAGGGCAUGCGCCGCCACGCCGCUCUUCUUUUACUUCCGCUGGAGGCAGUUGUUCCGGACGCUGGUCACCGCGGCCACGAUCCACGCGUAAUUUUGGUAAGGAUCACACCAGAGGAACAGAAAAGCUCUAUGCUCGCUGGUUUACAAACACUGCCUUGUGCGCUGCUAGCGAUAAACAAGAAUCAACCAAACUCUACAGUAGUAAAAUCCAAAAUGAGAACGACACAAGCCAGCAACAAAUCGUAACCGACAGGAAUAAAUAG